This is a messenger RNA of Cokeromyces recurvatus, 918 nucleotides long. RefSeq lists its product as uncharacterized. The record is from RefSeq and is a predicted model, not a curated record. The transcript is spliced from 2 exons. NCBI's taxonomy places the organism in Eukaryota, Fungi, Mucoromycota, Mucoromycetes, Mucorales, Mucoraceae. Bases 39 to 731 code for a protein of 230 amino acids.
UUUUUUUUUUUACUUCUAUUUAUCCCUUUUUAUAUAUCAUGGAUAAUACUUCAAAAUGGUUUUAUAUAAAGCAUGUUUCUACUCAAAAAGUGAUAUCAAUUUGUUCAAAUAAUGGUGAUUAUAUUAGAUCACAAGUCAUUGUUAAAGAUCCUAAUUAUACUGAAGAUGAGUUAUGGUGUUGGGAAAGCAAUUAUUUAAAGAACAAAAAGACAGGGCUUGUAUUAGAUAUUCGCAAAGGUAAACUUCGUUUAAUCGAAGAUACCGAAAUUUGCUUGUAUAAUCAAAAGCCUCUCGACAAAGCAAAAAACCAACUAUGGGCAGUUCAAACAGAUAUUACAGUUAUAAAUGAAUACCCUCAUCCAUUAUCUGAAAAAACAUCCUUCUUUGAAGUCAUUAUUUAUUCCCUUUACAAUAGCGAUUGGGUUCUUGAUAUUAGUCCUGACGACGACACAAAAUUGGUUUUAUUCCCCUAUCAUCCAGAUCAGCAGCAAAGAUGGUACUUUAUGCCCGAAAAAGAGACACUACAUCCUACAAAGGAACCCCACCUUUUAUUUAAUAAUGAAUCAAUCUCAUCUGAUUUACUAUUAGUAGAAGAAUAUUAUCAUUAUCCCCGUAGUUAUUCCAAUUCCUCUAUUUCAACUCUAGAAGAUUAUAACAUUACAAAUUUUGCAUAUGGACUUACACCAGCCAAACGAAGAAAUUCUUCAUUUUCAAAUCGAAAAGGGAUUUGAGUAAAUUAGAGCUUCUUUGUCAGUUUUGUAUUAUUUAUUCUUUUACAAAUCUAUAUACAUACAUAGAAAUUUAUACCAUUCCUAUGUAAACUAAUUUAAUAGACACAUGUUGUAGUAAACUUUUUUUUUUUUAUUAUUUAAUCUAACUUUAAAAAACAAUCUGCCUUUUUGUUUGUGUAAAAAAAAU